UACAUCAUAAGCUACUGAUCUCUCUAGAGGAGACUAUAGGAAGACCGAAGAUCUCGAGUUCCAAUGGCCGACGACAGUACUUCCGUCGCCGCCUCGGCGAUGGAGGAGGAGAUGAAACCUCAGCUGAGUAAGAGUUGGGCCGACGUAGCAGACGAGACGGAGGAAGCGGAGGCAUCAUCCACCUCCGAUGUGAAACUCAACUCCGAACUUAAAAUGGACUCUCUAGCCAUGGAUGAGUCCAAAAGUGUAUACAAAACCCUCUCUGACCCCGACGACGCCAGUAUCGAAGCUGUUACAUCUGGGGAUACUUUGUAUAAAUCUGCCAAAAGGUUCGAGGACUUGAACUUGACUCCGGAGUUGCUGAAGGGAUUAUAUGUAGAGAUGAAGUUUGAGAGGCCGAGUAAAAUUCAGGAAAUCAGUCUGCCUAUGAUACUCACUCCGCCGAAUAAGAAUCUGAUUGCUCAGGCUCACAAUGGAUCCGGUAAGACGACGUGCUUUGUGCUUGGAAUGUUGAGCCGAGUUGAUCCGAAGCUCGCUGCCCCUCAGGCUCUCUGUAUUUGUCCCACUAGAGAACUCGCCAUUCAGAAUAUGGAAGUUCUGUUGAAGAUGGGGAAGUAUACUGGUAUAACAUCAGAAUUGGCAAUACCAGCAGAUGCUGCCAACUAUAUUCCAAUAAAUAAACGACCUCCUGUUACAGCUCAAGUUAUAAUUGGUACCCCUGGAACCAUAAAUAAGUGGGUCAUAGCAAAGAAGCUGGGCACAAGUUGUAUGAAGAUUCUUGUGUUUGAUGAGGCAGACCACAUGUUAGCAGAGAGUGGCUUUCAGGAUGACUCCAUAAAAAUAAUGAAGGCUAUUGUCAGAGGCAAAGCUGAUUGCCAGGUGCUCCUGUUUUCUGCAACCUUCAAUGAAACUGUCAAGGGUUUUGUGACGAAAAUUGUUAAAGACCUCUUUGUAAAAGAUUACAAUCAGCUCUUUGUAAAGAAGGAAGAACUUUCACUGGAGUCUGUGAAGCAGUAUAAGGUGCAAUGCCCUGAUGAACUUUCAAAAGUCAUGGUGAUUAAGGACAAAAUACUUGAAUUGGCACAAAAAGUAGGGCAGACAAUUAUCUUUGUUCGUACCAGAAACAGUGCUCAUAUGUUGCAUAAAUCUCUUGUUGACUAUGGCUAUGAGGUAACAACAAUUCAAGGUGCUUUGAAGCAAGAAGACAGAGAUAAAAUUAUCAAGGAGUUCAAGGAAGGUCUUACACAAGUUCUUAUAUCAACGGAUCUUCUUGCUCGGGGAUUUGACCAAUCACAGGUCAAUUUGGUUGUGAAUUAUGAUCUUCCGGUGCAAUAUGGCCAUUGGUCAGAUCCAGAUUAUGAGGUAUACUUGCAUCGGAUUGGCAGAGCAGGACGUUUUGGCCGCAAAGGUGCUGUGUUCAACCUGCUUUGCAACGAUACAGACACCAUGCUGAUGUCGAAAAUUGAGAACCACUUCAAUAGUCCCGUGGCCGAGGUGACAUCUUGGCAAAGUGAUACAGAAUUUGAGGCUGCUUUGAAGACUGCGGGGCUACUCUAAGUUAACACGUCUCUGGCAGGAAUUUUCUCAAUGAUCAUUGUAUUUGGUGUUCUAUGAUGAGAGUGUAUUACUUUAUAGAUGAGAAUGUGUUAUAUUGCCCUAUUUUUGUGUGGUAUAGACCUUAUUUACAUAUUGAAAUUUCGUGCACUUUAUUCAGUUUUUGGCA
Messenger RNA from Ipomoea triloba (trilobed morning glory), 1723 nucleotides. Its product is annotated as DEAD-box ATP-dependent RNA helicase 38. Gene Ontology annotation, cellular component: nucleus; cytoplasmic stress granule. The transcript is spliced from 8 exons. Gene Ontology annotation, biological process: poly(A)+ mRNA export from nucleus. The record is from RefSeq and is a predicted model, not a curated record. Bases 64 to 1557 code for a protein of 497 amino acids. Gene Ontology annotation, molecular function: ATP binding; RNA binding; RNA helicase activity. NCBI's taxonomy places the organism in Eukaryota, Viridiplantae, Streptophyta, Magnoliopsida, Solanales, Convolvulaceae.